AUGCCCAAUUCUGCGGACAGAAAUGCAUAAGUGCAUCCAAACCCCAGCACAGACGGGUAGCGUCCCUGGUCAAUCCUGCUCAAUGUAGACCUGCACGGCUUUUCACGACCCGAAGCUCCUACAACGCUUUAUCAGCAAUGCGUCGCGCCAGCACUGGAAGCAAUGGCUGAUCGUGGAGAUGAUUCGGGCGUCCAUUCCAGAGUCCAAGGGCGGCCAUUCCUGUAUCCAUGGAAUCGCCGCCUGCGUCAUCUACAUGGAAUAUCCUUGCGAAAUCUUCACGUAACCUCGAGCAGUCCCAAGCGACAGGGCAAGACUACCACCGACGACGACGCCCCCUACAACCUUAUUAGCCCAGCCAAGCGCGCGUUGCACGAAGAGUCGAAUCCGCCGCAUCUCACCCACUCGCGUUCAUUCACAAACCUCCCUACUGUGGCCGACGAGGCUGCAAUUCUCGGUAGUCCCCAAAGAGCUGCCACUUCCUUCGAGAGAAAUGAGAAAGGACAAGCCAGGCCCGGCGGGGCGAGACUUCGCCGAAGAAGCACUCUACAUUGGGCUACGACCAGUCCCCGCGUGCGUCAGUCAACGCUGGAAGACAUGGUCGUCAAGCGCCUUGCCGAUACAUGGGUAUCAGUGCAUUGUGCAGGCAUUUCCGAACCUGUAUACAUCAGCGAGGUCAUAGAAAAAUCCAUGAAUCCGAGUUUUGCAUUCUUCGAUUUGGACAACAGCGGACCAGGAAUAUCAAGAUCCGAUGAAUGUACCAUUCGAGUUUGGGCCCGACCUUCCAAGACUCAAGACUACUCUCUGCUUGUUGAACUGGACUUGAACCUGCGAUCAUUGCAAUUCAUUGGACGGAGCCUGGAGAAUUUCCACCACCCUUUGCCUCAAAACUGCAUCUUGCUACACCUAUCUGAUGGAAUUUACACCAGCUUCACAGACUUGCCUGCAGAGCCCCAUCCUACUGUCGAGCAUUCAGUUGAUCAUAGAGCCGGCACUAGCAAACCGGGCUCUACUUUUGACGCCCUGAUGCAGCUUGCGAACUUGGAUGAGUGUAUUCAAGACGCCAUCAAGGUGCGCUCACAACUUGAGAAGGAUAUCAACAAUGUCCUUGCGAAGGCGCGCGUUCUCACGCUUGAGGAGGAGGCAGAACCUAAGAUUGAUGACGAGAACCCCCAGGUAAAGGCGGCCUUGGCAGCAGAGCAAAAGCAACUCAGACAGUUGAAGAAACGGCGGGAAGAGUUACAAGAAUCUCUGGCACAGCAAAGACACGCGCUUACGUUGGGGCGCGAAGCCGAAGUCGAAUUCAGGAGGUUGGUACAAGAAAGAGCAAAGGAAUCCAGGGAGCUCGAAGCGCAGCUUAAACAGAUUGGAGCAGAGUCGAGCGGCCAGGUUAGGCGAAUAUGCGAGUCGCUUCUUGCUAUCUUCCCAAUUGAACCACUCAAGAAUCGGACUCUUCAGUUCACAAUCCGCGGCCUCCACCUCCCCAAUUCCGUCUACAACGACACAAACCGAGACGAGAUUGCUGCAGCUCUUGGGUUUACCGCCCAGAUGGUACAUCAGUUGGCGCUCUACCUGUCAGUUCCUUUGCCGUAUCCACUUGAGCCGUAUGGGUCAGCGUCCUACAUCACCGAUCCGAUAUCUAUCGGGCUCGGCCAACGAAGAUACCCACUGCAUCCAACAACCGUCCCUUACAAGUUUGAAUACGGGGUCUUUUUAUUGAAUAAGGAUAUCGAGUUUCUAAUGAAUCGACAAGGUCUGAGGGUUCUUGAUAUUCGGCACACGCUUCCAAAUCUCAAGUACCUGCUUUAUGUCUUGACAGCAGGUACAGGUGAGAUGCCCUCGCGGAAAGCUGGUGGUGUUAGAGGAUUGAUGGGAGGCCGCAUGACACCGGACAUAUUACGACGAGCGAGCGAAGAUAGUGUCCGGAGUCUGCCGACGCCGCUGAAACAGGAACCCGACGAUAAGAAGACUAUUGUUGGCAGCAGAGAAAAGGAGACUGAUCCCUUUGUAACAACAUCCCCGGCAGUGGGUCUGCCGUACCGACAAGGCUUACCGGGGACAAGGAACAGGUGACAAAAGUCAGACCAAUGCUCUGGCAUGAAUAGCAGCAUAGCAGCUUGAUGUCAUGGCCAGUCUUUAAAUCUCUCUAGCAAGAGAUCUGCUUCUCACAUGCUCUGUGGUCGUCUUUACCGAUCAAAGCGGAACAUGAUGGUACGUGAAUAAGUGACAAGGGUUCGAUCACGCGUAGCUUGUGUACGUGUUCUGUAGUGAAUUUCAAC
This is a messenger RNA of Cladophialophora immunda, 2276 nucleotides long. RefSeq lists its product as uncharacterized. Gene Ontology annotation, molecular function: SNARE binding. Gene Ontology annotation, biological process: SNARE complex assembly. The transcript has 2 exons. The record is from RefSeq and is a predicted model, not a curated record. NCBI's taxonomy places the organism in Eukaryota, Fungi, Ascomycota, Eurotiomycetes, Chaetothyriales, Herpotrichiellaceae. The coding region runs from base 163 to 2070 and encodes 635 amino acids. Gene Ontology annotation, cellular component: endosome; lytic vacuole.